AUGCUGGACUUCCUGAAGAGCUUCCGGGCUCAGCUCACCCCACCAGAGUGGGACAGCAUCAUGGCCCUGCAGCCCGACGAGGCGGCGAUGGAGGCCCAGUUCCAGCGACUCUGGAGCCUGAAGGAGGCAUACUCCAAGGCUCUGGGGCUGGGGCUGGCGGCGCCACUGGGCAAGGCAUCCUUCAGCAUAUCCCCCGACUCGAGCUGCGCGUCCCUCUGCCUGUCUGGCGCGGAGCGGGAGGACUGGGCCUUCAGGCUGCACAAGCUGCCGCAGGGGCACUGGGCGGCCGUGGCUCGCGCGCCCCCGGCUCAGAUCGUGGAUGCGCACGGCGUGUUCUCUGCCACGCUGACGAGGACGGAUUUUGAGCCGGAGGAGUGGCGUGGGGUGCUGACCGCCCCCGAGCCGGCCUUUGCCCUGGUCCCUGUGUGCUCCCUGCUCCCUACACAGUGCCUUGACAACUACGAGGCGGCUGGGGGUGAGAUUUAUUGA
Auxenochlorella protothecoides is the source of this 489-nucleotide messenger RNA. Its product is annotated as L-aminoadipate-semialdehyde dehydrogenase-phosphopantetheinyl transferase. NCBI's taxonomy places the organism in Eukaryota, Viridiplantae, Chlorophyta, Trebouxiophyceae, Chlorellales, Chlorellaceae. Gene Ontology annotation, molecular function: holo-[acyl-carrier-protein] synthase activity; magnesium ion binding. The record is from RefSeq and is a predicted model, not a curated record. Gene Ontology annotation, cellular component: cytosol. The transcript is spliced from 4 exons. The coding region runs from base 1 to 489 and encodes 162 amino acids.